AUGACUGAGCAGCACAAUCAACCAGCCACAGCCACCGACGCCAUUGACCGCGUGUCGGAUCGCAUCAAGCAUGACCACCGCGAGCUUGAGCAGUACUACAACAAUAUCAAAUCCGCAAAUCGUGACGACGACAAGGUAAAAUGGCAGAAUAUGUUCGUCUGGGAGCUAGCCCGACACUCCAUCGCCGAGGAGAUUGUCGUCUACCCCGCCUUUGAGAAGCAUGUUUCCAACGGGCAAAAGAUGGCCGAGAAGGACAGGGCCGAGCACCAGCAGCAGGUCAAGGAGAAACUGUACGAGUUCCAGCAAAUGUCUCCAUCAGACGCAAACUUCGAUCCGGCCAUCGACAGUCUGUGGGAGACGCUGUCGCAGCACAUCACGGAGGAGGAGCGGGAUGAUUUGCCUGAGCUGGAGAAGGCCAUUGACUCGGACAUGUCGGGCUCGCUGGCCCGCUCGUUCCAUCGGACGAAACACUUUGUGCCGACACGCUCUCACCCGUCCGCGCCGGAUCGGCCGCCUUUUGAGACGGCAGCGGGAUUGCUGACCACGCCGCUGGAUAAGCUGAUGGACAUGUUCAGGAAGUUCCCUGAUGAUUCGGAGAAGGGGUCGUCAAAGUAA
Molecule: messenger RNA, 615 nt
Organism: Canariomyces notabilis
Lineage: Eukaryota; Fungi; Ascomycota; Sordariomycetes; Sordariales; Chaetomiaceae
Exons: 3
Coding region: 1-615 (204 amino acids)
Source: RefSeq, a predicted model, not a curated record